Molecule: messenger RNA, 1183 nt
Organism: Pseudophryne corroboree (corroboree frog)
Lineage: Eukaryota; Metazoa; Chordata; Amphibia; Anura; Myobatrachidae
Product: cytochrome b5
Exons: 5
Coding region: 168-596 (142 amino acids)
Cellular component (GO): intracellular membrane-bounded organelle; mitochondrial outer membrane
Molecular function (GO): heme binding
Source: RefSeq, a predicted model, not a curated record
UCUACGGAAGGGAAACUAGUCCCUUCCAUGCCUGUAUAGCUGUGAUUGGCUAUCACCCUGGAAACUUCGCCUGUGUCCAUGAGCCGACACUGAGGCGUCUCUUGUAAGGAAGCCGGGAGUGCCCAUCUCGCGGCGAGUUACGUAACGCGUCGCGUUUUAUACCGGCAAUGGCGAACAGUAAAGGCAGUAGCCCAAGCGCGGAGUCGCAGGAGGUAACCUACUAUACCUUGGAGGAUGUGCGGAAACGAAACACUGUGAAGGAGCUGUGGCUGGUCAUCCAUGGCCGGGUCUACGAUAUCACCAGCUUCGUAGAGGAGCACCCAGGCGGAGAAGAGGUCUUAUUUGAACAGGCAGGAGCUGAUGCCACUGAAAGCUUUGAGGAUGUCGGCCACUCGUAUGACGCAAGAGAGAUGCUGAAGCAGUAUUAUUUAGGAGACCUACAUCCGGAUGACUGCAAAACCAACAGUAAAAAGGACGACUUAAAUCCAUCAUCUAGUUCAUCCAGUUCAUGGUCCAAUUGGCUGAUUCCAGCCGUGGCUGUCCUACUUCUGGGCCUCAUGUAUCGGUUCUACUCCACGGACAGCCGCUCCUCCUGAAUGUUACCCACCUACCAUAACCAGCCUGUCUUCACGCACAAAAAAAUGAGCAGGAUCCGGAAAACAGAGAAGAGACGUCCCCACAUCUCUGCCACAGAUCCGGGUGUAAGACUUGAAUGGAACCUCCUCAUUUUAUCUUUGUGAUCAAGAAUGGUCAUCCAUGUUGUGCGCGUGCAAUUGUGUUUUUACCCUUAUCUCAACUUUGGGUAUUCUUACAGGACUUUUUACCAGAAUAUUGCUGUCCGGUUGUGUCCCAGAGCAUGCCUCUUACUUUGUAUUCUUUUCUUUUAAACCUCUUCACUUAAUGUGACUACUGGGUAUUCCAGAUUUUCUGUGGUUUCCAUUUUAUUACUGGUGCAGAAAAACAGUUUUUUUUUCCACAUAGUCUGGUAAAGUUAUGGAUGCAUGUCGGUACAAACUGUACAAUGUUCGGCAUUUUAAACUCUCAAUGCCAUUGGGUGUGAAUGAUUCUCUGCUAUCAAAGUCACUAAUUGGUUGUCAUAAAUGUCAUAUUUACACUUAAAGCCAUAACUAUGGAGAUUCGGAAAGUCAAUGAUUUUAAUAAACUUUCUCAUGUAUUAUUCUGA